GGGCAGCACUAAAGUUCUCACGGUACUAGUAUAGGGCGCCUUGGCCUGUCGAUAUCUUCCUGUUUCAAGUUUCGGUCAAGAUCCUUGCCUCUUCCAGUUUCGUGUCGCUGUAGCCAGCAAGCUCCCCAAACUUGAAGCCCGACUGGACAAACAGAGUGUGUGGUAUCAAAUCCGUGCCUGGUUUCUGGCAAAUGUACCAAGGAAAGAUCCGUCGAUUUCUUCUCCACCUUCAUUCAUCAGCCUUCACCGGUAACCUUGGGCCCUGGUACUUCUGCCGAUCCGCAUCAAUGUCAUCAUCUGUUCCUCCAUUCAGUCGUCAUAGGACGGGUGUCUGCUGCAGGUACCAGCUGGCCUACUACUCCUUCAAAGGUCGCCUUAAAUGGGACGAGGAAAUGCAACAGCCCAACCCCAUCGCACGGCACGGUAGGUGUCCUCAGGUACCGCAUUGUAGGUAUCCGUAGGUGUGAGUUACCGUAACUGGACCAUGGCGUUCACGACUCUUCUUUGUCUUGCUGCUUGUGUGCACUCGGCUUUCUCAUUCAAACAGACGAUUUAUGAUACGUACGACUUCGACCCUCUUCAGCAUCUGGCCGGAAUCGCACCCUACUUUGAACCUGCGGAUCCUCCCCGAAAUCCAAACCCGCCGAAUGGAUGCGCCGUGACACGGGCGGCGUACCUCGUCCGCCAUGCUGCUAUCAACGCGAAUGACUAUGACUACGAGAGCUAUAUCGAACCAUUCGUAUCCAAGUUGAAGAACCAUACCAACAUCAACUGGGCGCAGUUACCUGAAUUGGCUUUCCUUUCGGCGUGGUCCCCUCCAGCGUUCGCUGAACAGGAAAUCCUUACCCGUGUCGGGAAGCUCGAAGCCUCCCAACUCGGCGUCCAGUUGUCCUUCCGGUACCCGAAUUUCCGCCUGCCCGAGAAAGUAUGGUCUUCGACCGCAGAGCGGACGGUGGUGUCCGCAGAGUCUUUCAUCCAUGGAUACGAGAUGAACAACGGCAGCAUCAACCUCGUGGAAAUAUACGAAAGUGAAGAAGGAGGAGCGAACACCCUCACGCCGUAUGACAGUUGCCCAGCGUACUCAUCCUCGGCUGGGAGCAAGCAAUCACAGCAAUAUCUGAAGAAAUGGUCUGCGCCAUAUCUUUCACGACUGAAUGCGGCGUUUCCAUCGUUCAACUUCACCUCCUCCGACAUAUUUGGCAUGAUGGAGCUGUGUGGAUAUGAGACGGUCAUUCGAGGUUCUUCUCCCUUCUGCUCGCUCGACGUCUUUCCGCCAGACGCAUGGUUGGAUUUCGAGUACACCAACGACAUCAUGUACUUCUACAACACGGGCUAUGGCCAGCCUGUCAGUGGAAACAUCGGCCUCCCUUGGGUCAAUGCAUCCAUCUCCCUUCUCACCGCCGACACUCCGAGCCCAGACCAAGACAUCUUCGUCAGUUUUACACAUCGAGAGCUACCGCCCACCGUGCUGGUUGCCAUGGGCCUCUUCAACAACACCGAGUUUGGAGGGGGAAAUGCCAACGACAGCAUGCCCCUGGACCGGAUCAACUAUAACCGUGCAUGGGUCUCCUCAUACAUCCUGCCUUUCCUGACCAACAUCGCCAUCGAGCGCAUGAACUGUUCUGCCCGGCAAGGCACUUACAACGACGUCACUGAAGACGACUACUACCGGGUGCUUGUGAACAAUGCCCCACAGACGUUGCCCGGCUGCUAUGACGGUCCAGACGAGAGUUGCAGUUUCUCAGGCUUGUCCAAGUGGUUGGAUGAGCGGACUGUGUUGUUCGGUGGAUAUUCGCAGGCCUGCAACACUACCAGCCAGUACAAAAACUCGACCGACAUUGUCACUUUCUACCAAAAUCCAGGCAACGGGUCUUCCGUGCCCUAACCAUCCAGCGUUGCCAGGCAUAAGGACGUGAAAACCUUGAAGAUAUUCUUAUGUACAAUACCUCAAUUAAUACUAAUUCCAUAACCAUUGGAUUUUCAAUGCACCUCUCCUAGAGAUCAAACAUUUACCUCUCAAGACCUCUGCGUCUUAGGCUUCAAGUUCCUGGCAAGUUGAAAAAAACAUGGGCCGGGAGAAAGCGGGACUCUGCCAACUUGAAGUGCCCAGGCAAUAACCUACGUUCAUGGCAAAUGUAAAGAAAAGGUAGAGAUCCGAGUCUCAGGGUCGGCUGCAUCAAAAGGAAAGCCAGGAGGAUAGACGGACAUGGCUUUGGCAUUGGCUUUCGUGACAACUUGAAGCCUGGAACGUGCAUCUGCCUCGCAGCCUACUACUGUACGGUCGGCAAAAGCAGUGGCGAGUACUAGUACUAGUAGUAGCUGUCACGGGAAUCUGGGGAUGAAGUCUACCCAGGUUGUCAUUUCAUGGUCUCAUGUACCAGUAUUGGCAAAGUCGGUUUUAUUCUAGGAGAAACGAAGGAUUCGCUCGAUCAAUCUCUCUUAUUGUGGGCUGUGCCGUUUACCAGCCCAUUAACGAUAUCGCUUCUGUCAAUAGAGCCAUUGAGUACGUUGCCGUGACAGAGGGAGUCUCUGGGUACUGGUAUCUCAUGAACUUUCAUGUCCAUGCCGACCCAG
This is a messenger RNA of Exophiala dermatitidis NIH/UT8656, 2574 nucleotides long. RefSeq names its product acid phosphatase. The transcript has 2 exons. Gene Ontology annotation, molecular function: acid phosphatase activity. Gene Ontology annotation, cellular component: fungal-type cell wall. Lineage: Eukaryota; Fungi; Ascomycota; Eurotiomycetes; Chaetothyriales; Herpotrichiellaceae. Bases 485 to 1885 code for a protein of 466 amino acids. The record is from RefSeq and is a predicted model, not a curated record.